Penicillium longicatenatum is the source of this 2289-nucleotide messenger RNA. Its product is annotated as exosome nuclease subunit RRP6. The record is from RefSeq and is a predicted model, not a curated record. Gene Ontology annotation, biological process: nuclear polyadenylation-dependent rRNA catabolic process; nuclear polyadenylation-dependent snoRNA catabolic process; TRAMP-dependent tRNA surveillance pathway. The coding region runs from base 1 to 2289 and encodes 762 amino acids. Lineage: Eukaryota; Fungi; Ascomycota; Eurotiomycetes; Eurotiales; Aspergillaceae. Gene Ontology annotation, molecular function: nucleic acid binding; nucleotide binding; 3'-5'-RNA exonuclease activity. Gene Ontology annotation, cellular component: nucleolus; nuclear exosome (RNase complex). The transcript has a single exon.
AUGGAUUCCGCGGAGUUUGCACCUUUCCAGGACAAAGUGACCGCCGCUUUGUUACAGGUGACUCGCAGUGUGGGUCAGCUCGCCUCGGAGGAUUUGAAUUUCCAUCGCUCCUCCAGCAGCGAUUUCACUGAGUUGCUUGACGAGGAGAGCGAAAGGAUUCUUUCGUUGACUUCUGCAGUGUUGAAAGCGGCCACAAAUGGAACGGAUCUUCAAGCGCCGAAGCUGAAAAACGAAGAGUCGAUCGAGGACAAUUGGCGCGGCGUGGUCGACGUGAUCGACUCGCUUCUAGAAAAGGCCGAUGCGUGCCUCGAUGAGUUUACGGGUGUGAUCAAGAAGUUGAGCCCGUCGCAAGAAGAACAUGCCCCCAUCGUGAAGAAGACAUCGAAUUUCCCGACUAUUUACGACUACGGCCCAUCAAAGAUUCCGAAGCCGCAGUUGCUCUUUGAUCAGAAGGUUGAUAAUUCAGACCUGGGUCCUUUCCGCCCUCUUCUCAACACCAAGCCACAUGCGACUGUGCCGCUGGAAAAAUCGUUACAGAAACAGCAGAUUGAUGGGAAAGAAGGCUACCCAAGCCCUUACGAUGCUGAGAUUCGCGCUGCCCAAUACCAGAAGCCGGUCUACGAAACCUCACCGCCGAUCGAUUAUUUGCCAUUCGAGCAAACGACUGCUAUAUUCGUCGAUACAUUGGAUGGAGUCAAGGAGAUGCUGAAAGAGCUGAAAGAAGCCAAGGAGAUUGCGAUUGAUUUGGAACACCACGAUGUCCAUUCCUACCAUGGUCUCGUUUCAUUGAUGCAAAUCAGCACACGGAAUAAAGACUGGAUUGUCGAUACCCUGAAGCCAUGGAGACAAGAGCUUCAAAUCUUAAACGAAGUCUUUGCGGAUCCGGGAAUUCUGAAGGUUCUGCAUGGUUCUACCAUGGAUAUAAUCUGGCUUCAGCGCGAUCUGGGCUUGUACAUGGUUGGCAUGUUUGAUACUUUCCACGCAGCAUCUGCAUUGGGAUAUCCGAAGCGGAGCUUGAAGUAUCUGCUACAAAAAUUUGUCAACUUUGAAGCCGAUAAGCGAUACCAGAUGGCCGAUUGGCGCGUUCGUCCACUUCCAUCCGGCAUGUUUGACUAUGCCCGCUCUGAUACCCAUUACCUUCUUUUCAUCUACGACAAUCUACGAAACGAGCUCAUUGAAGCAUCAACCCCAGACAACAGCUUGAUCGACUAUGUCAAUGAGCGAUCGCAAAACGAGGCACUCCAACGUUAUGAGCGCCCAGUAUAUGACGAGACUAAGGGAUACGGCCCGGGAGGGUGGUACGAUUUGUUGACUCGCAAUUCAGGCGUACUCAGCAAGGAGCAAUUUGCCGUUUUCAAGGCCGUGCACAAGUGGCGCGACGAGGUUGCACGAGCGGAAGACGAGGGCUUCCAGUGUGUUUUCCCGAAACACAUGCUCUUCCGGCUGGCUCAGACCAUGCCGCUUGAUAUGGGCACCCUGCUUCGCACCUUAUCACCUAUGACUCCAAUCACCAAGGAACGCAUCGGCGAUCUCCUGGAUGUCAUUAAAGAGGCCAAGAUUGCUGGUGCCACUGGUCCCGAAUGGCGUGAUAUUGCACCGCCGCCAAAAUAUGGUCCAAAGCCAGUUGCAGUGGAGGAUGCGGACUAUCCCGUCGCUGAACGCUAUGAGAAGUCUCAGUUCUGGGGUAAUACUCUGGAUACCCGCCAGCCUUCUACUCCUCUCGAGUAUUCUCUUGCCGCCUCUACCGAGGCCCUCCGACUCUCUCUUCCUUUGCCGCCGAUGCCAUCUACCGUUGCUGAAGCGCGACAGAAGUUUGUUGAUGUGAAGAUGGAGCCGGUUUCAUCUCCCAAGGCGGAACCCUCGCCUGCCACGACUCCCGAGGCACCAGAGGCACCAGAGGAAAAGAAGGUCUUUACUGUAAAGGAACUCGGCGGCCCUCGCAAGCGCAAAGUCACCCCUGUUGACAAGCCAGAGAAAGAUCUACUGACCCUUGACGGCAUGGACCACGACAGCAAUGAUGAAGAGUCCGAGGCGAAGCAACGCAAGAAGGCCCGGAAAGAGAAGAAGGCCCAAAAGGCAAGGGAAGCCGCUCAGGCCCAGGCCGACUCUACUCCGUUUGAUUACGGUGCCGCAGACUCGGUCUUACACGCACCCACUGCACAUGGCCCUGGGAUGCAGUCCAAGCAUAAGAGGGCUCACAACCCUUACGCAAAGGCGCUUGAAGCUCCAUCGGGUGUGCGCCAUGGCAAGCGCGAGAUCGCUGGCAAGUCCGUUACAUUCCGCAAGUAG